Molecule: messenger RNA, 5725 nt
Organism: Oryzias melastigma (Indian medaka)
Lineage: Eukaryota; Metazoa; Chordata; Actinopteri; Beloniformes; Adrianichthyidae
Gene: b4galnt1b
Product: beta-1,4-N-acetyl-galactosaminyl transferase 1b
Exons: 12
Coding region: 505-2100 (531 amino acids)
Biological process (GO): ganglioside biosynthetic process
Cellular component (GO): Golgi membrane
Molecular function (GO): hexosyltransferase activity
Source: RefSeq, a predicted model, not a curated record
GAACGUAGCUCCAUAGCGCGGCGCUCAGACUGAGGAGGGGGCGCUCUCUGCCGCGCCGCAGCCGCUGUUGCAGCGGGCGGGGGGGCUUCCUCAGUGGGCAUGAAUACAGUUUGGGUCAAGCUCAUCCUCUGCUGCCGCUGCUGCUGUGAUUUCUCCCGCCUCCCGCCUCAUCGCAUUCCAUAAAGUCUUCACGGAGGGAUUUGGUGAGGAGGGCGCAUCCGCGCGGGACGCAGGUUCCGCAGCCCCCGCGCGCGUCUGACGCGCGGCCAUGAAGCUGUCGGUUAUUUGUCUAUAAUAAGAGGCUAAUUUACAGAAGGCCUGCAGUCAGCGCGGCUUCUGCUGGCAUUUCUCCGCUGCAUCAACACGGGAGCUCGAAUCUCCGAGGAAAAGAGCCGCUAAGAUGAGGAGGAUGCCGACUCCCUUCUGCCGUCGUCUGCAUGGUUUCUGGAGAAGCUGGUGCCAACUCAAGUUCUCCUUUCACUGACGGGAAGAAAUUGGUCUAGGAUGCGGUCGCUGAAGAAGACCGUGCUGUUGGCCAUCCUGGUGUCCGUGGUUCUGGUUCUGGCUCUCCUCCAUUCCUGGCCCGCUCGGGCUUACACCACGGUGGAUGUGUGGCAACAGCUGGCGCCAGUCGUAGAAAGACACGUCGAGGAUCGACUUCCACUACUAGACCGCCAGUUAAGCAAUAUCCCUUUUCACGUGAAGGAGAGCGUGGCGAGCUUGUUGCCUCGUAACGGGUGUGUUUGUGAGGGUGAAAGUGGAGGAAUCAACCUUCCUUUUGUCCAACUCUUGUUCCCACGGGUCUCUGCUCACCCUCUGCAUACUGCCUUUAACGCCUCUGACUUGGGGGAGAUGAAGACACGCCGGGCAAAAGAGUACGAGAGCUUUCAGAGACGGUUUAAGACGCCGGCAGAUGUUCUCUUGAUUGCAGAGGCCAACAGUCCUUUACAAUAUCCAACACAGGGGCUGGAGGUACGGCCUCUGAAAACGACCAUCAUCCCAGGCCUGGCCUUACAUGACGUUCCCAGAGAUCUUUACACGGUGAGCCUCACCGCCACGCUGGGGACCAUCAACGUUGCGGCGGAGGUAGACGCGGUGAAAAUCAAAGGGGACGGCGAGAUGCACAUGAGCCUGUCGAGCAGCCUGCUGCCCAACCUGAACCGGCAGCUGCAGUUCGUCACCUACACCAACACGCUGUUCCAUCCCAGCACUAUAGACACGGUGCAGUUUGAGACUGAGGGCCAUCAAGCUGCUUUCAGCAUCAAGAUCCGCCACGGUGUGACACCAAAACUCUACAACACCGGCUCUGUAGGAGAAUAUAAUGUCAGCGCUCUCGUGACCAUCGCCACAAAAACGUUUCUGCGUUACGAAAAGCUUCAGAACCUCAUUGACAGCAUCAGGAAGUUCUACCCUACAGUCACCAUCAUCAUCGCUGAUGACAGUGAAAACCCUCAGAGCAUCUCUGGGCCUCACAUUGAACACUACAUCAUGCCCUUUGGAAAGGGUUGGUUUGCUGGGCGAAAUCUGGCCGUUUCCCAGGUGACCACAAAGUACGUACUGUGGGUCGACGAUGACUUCAUCUUCACGGCCAACACCAAGCUGGAGAAACUUGUGGACGUUUUGGAAAGGACCACGCUGGAUUUGGUGGGGGGUGCGGUGCAGGAGGCCACAGGAUACACCGCCACCUACAGGCAGACCAUCUCCAUUGAGCCGGGAGAGGAAGAGGGGGACUGUUUGCACUUGAGGAGAGGCUUUUAUCACGUCAUCCAAGGUUUCCCGAACUGCGUGGUGACCGAUGGGGUCAUUAACUUCUUCCUGGCUCGAACAGAGAAAGUCCAGCAGGUCGGAUUCGACCCGCGUCUUGCCAGAGUAGCACACCUGGAGUUUUUCAUCGAUGGCCUUGGAUCUUUACACGUGGGCUCCUGUGAUGAUGUCAUCGUCAAUCACGCCACCAAAAUCAAACUCCCCUGGGUCAGCCAGUCUGAGAGCGACAAGACUUACGCCAAGUUCCGUUACCCGCCCGCCUCCUCCGACGCCACACGCACGAAAAACGGCCUGCUCUUCUUCAAAAACCGCUUUCAGUGUUUAACUCACAAUUAGUCGUGCAUCUGCGCUGCAUCCUGACGCUCUCCCUGUCCUUGUUGAGUUGCCAAAGAAGCUGCCCUCUGCCUCCUCCUCCGGUCGAGAAAGUCUUUCUUUCAAACGUUGGGAUGGUUUCAAAACUACUUUAACAAUAUUGUUGAUGCUCUUCUCCAAACAAAAGCAUGAAAAUCUGUUUAGCUGUUUAUAUCCCACUAAUCUCGUAUAACAAUUAGGACCUAAGACAAAAGUAUUUAAGGAAGGUCACAUGGUAGCGUUUACACAGCCGCUGUGUUUUCUGUCAUCCUACCGUCUUGUAUUUGUUCUAAAGGGUAGGAACCCAAAAGGGGGCGUGUACUAUUUCAGGAGGAGGGACUCUAUUUGUCCAGGAUGACAAGGCACUUUUCUGGGAAGCGACAAUCCUGUUUUCUAAAACUCCACAUCGUUUUAGCCUCUGUAUCCUGUAUCCACUCUAAAGUUGACCUCAUCCAUCUGGGAUUGUCUUGUGAUGGAGUCUGGAAGCCUCGGUUGGCUGCUGUCCGCCACGGCUCAGCAUCUUCAGUCCGCUUCUGCAGCAGCAGACUGGUGAACGACAGGAACCGCUGCCUAAAGUGUUGCCUCAAAGAAGCGUCUGAAUGAACCAAAGUGCACGAUUUAUUUCCAGGCAAUAAAAGAGAUGAGUAAGGGAAAACAAGAGUGGUGUCAGAGGAAGAAGCAGGUCAUUAUUACGUCUGUUGAAUAGCAGAAAAUGUUUCUGAAAAGUUCAUUUGAAUUUUUAAUUUGAAGAUGUUUUGCCUCUGAUUCAAGAAGUUCUUUGAAUUCUACAUUAAACUUGUGAAAGAUCAAAUUUUCCUUGAACAGCAAAAACGGCCCCUCAGAAAUAGUUCUGACCCCAUCAGCAGAUUUUCUUUUGACAAACAAAAUAUCUGCCAAUAGGGUUAACUUUUUUACUUGGAAGACAGAAAAAAGGACAAUUUUUCUUAAAACAAUUUCACGAGAUUCAACUUUUGCCUCAAACGAUUAUUUUAAUAGUCGACUAAUCGGGUCAUGUUGUGUGAUGGUCGUGCUCGAUGUAGGAAAGUUCGAUUUUCUAAAUGUCUUGUAGAGAGACGUGAUUUCUUCUGAGACUGUUUCCCUCAGCAGAGACACUUUGUUCCAAUGAGGUUGAGGUUGGGGAUGCACAGAAAACAUUUAGCUCGCCUUGACACUGUGGAGAAACGCCAACUCAGGUGCCACAAUUAGGGCUGCCAAGAAUGGUUGAUUAGUCGUCGACGGAUCGACUAUUGCAUAUGUCGUUGGCUAUUUCAAUAAUUGAUUGGUCGUCGACCAAUUGACUAAUUCAAUAGUCAAUUAGUUGUUGACUGUUUCAACAGUUGAUUAGUCGUCAGCUAAUCGACUUUUGUAUUUGUCGUAGGGUAUUUCAAUAGUUGGCUGGUCGUUGACCAAUCAACUAUUGAAAUGGUCGAUUAGUCAUCGACCAUUUCAAUAGUUGCUUGGUUGUUGACCAAUCGACUAGUUCACUAGUUCAUUUGUCGUUGGCUAUUUUAAAAGUCUAUUAGUCGUCAACUAAUCAACUAUUGCAUUUAUUUUUGGCUAUUUCAACAGUUGAUUAGUUGUUAAAUAUUACAAUAGUUGAUUGGUCAAUCAACUAUUAUCAACUUUGCAUUGUCACUGGCCAUUUCAAUAGUCAAUUAGUCGUCGAUCCAUUUAAUAGCUGAUUGGUUGUUGACUAAUCGGCUAUUGCAUUUAUCGCUGGCUAUUUCAAAAGUCGAUUAGUCGUCAACUACUCGACUUUUGUAUUUGUCGUAGGGUAUUUCAAUAGUUGGCUGGUUGUCGACCAACUUACUGUUUCAAAAGUCGAUUAGUCGUCAACUAAUCAACUAUUGCAUUUAUUGUUGGCUAUUUCAAGAGUUGAUUAGUCGUCAAAUAUUACAAUAGUUGAUUGAUCGUCAGCUAAUCAACUAUUGCAUUUGUCAGUGGCCGUUUCAAUAGUCAAUUACUCGUCGACUAUUUCAAGUGGACUAAUCGACUAUUCGUGGCAGCCCCAAGUCUUGCACAGAGGAGUUGGACUUGAGUUGAAAAUAAAAACAAUAUUCUUACUUCAUCUCGUCUGCAUAAAUAAAAGCUAAAUAAAAUAAUGAUGAAAACAAAGACCUGAGUGUUCUCGGGUCACAUAGACCUGUGAGUCUAUAGAAAGCCAUGGUCAGGAUCGUUCUGAGUCCGUGUCCUCAGCUGGAGUGAGAGGAUGAGGGAUCGUUCUUACCCUCAUUAACCCUUUCAGGUGUCGGGGAUCUGAUGAAACUGGUUUGUCCUGCUUGGGUUUCAGGAGUCUGUUGUGGAUUGAUGAAAGGACUCUGGGAGUGGUUUGUGCUCUUCACAUGGAGGUGCACUGCAGACAGUGGUGUCAUUAUAACCUAUUGUUGUUUGUCAAACAAUCCUCACACAUGAGAAGUGGAGAGAGUGAGUGUGACGUCUCCCAUAGAGCACGACUUAGCUCCGGCUCACUCCAGAUCCUGAGCACCACAUCAACGGACUCCCAGGUCUAUGGGACUCACUUCAUCUUCAUCAAGUCCAUCUCCUCCCUCCCAGGAACCCAUUAAAACUUCUUAUUUUACCUGUUUCAUUUAGAAUUGAAACAGUUCAUUUAGAAUGAGAGGUAAAUCAUCUUCAGCUCCAAAACACUGAAUCCAUUUUUUGAAACUUUUUCUGCUCUACAACUGUUCUGGAUGAAGGAAAUGUCAAAAAAAAUCCAUCAGGCUGAGAAGUUACCGAGUGAAGCUUAACUGAUCAGGAAGUUUGAUGAUGUGAUGCCUGAAGGAACAACACUGAGGUUUUGUUUGUGGCCUUUAGGUGGCGCCAUUUCAACGAGUAUUUCUGUCCUACCUGCUUAGAAACUGAUUUUUUAAGUUCAAAACAAGGCUACUGACAUUAUUCACGUUUGUUUUAAGGGAAUAUAUGCUUGUGAUUCUUCUUGUUUUUGUUUUGAAACAUAUGAUGUGAGACCAAACAGCGCUGCUGUCAUUUCAGACGUUUGCGUCCAUUUUAUAUUCCUCAGUUUGUUUUAAUAAUCUGCUGAAAAUGUCUGAUCCUGAACUGAAUUUAAUUUAUUUUAAGCACUUACGUUCAUUGUAGCAACAAAAUAUUGCCUUUAACUGCUUGACUCAACAUCAAAAACCACUUAAUAUUAGGUAUUGAUCACUAAACUAUAAAGCAAUGUGUUAAUUUAUAAUCUCUGUUUCAUGAAAUAAGUCUGUUUGCAGGAGAAGAUCUGCACCUUUUCUUCACAUCCCUGUCUGUGCACCUCCAGAACACAUACGGUUCUAAAUAAUUAACCACAUUUAUUAUGGUUUGAUCUUGUGAAAUGAUUCAAUGAUUUAAUAACCAUAACAUAGGUAAAAAGGUGAAUUUUCUUGGGGGUUCUGCCUCAGAACAGCGAUGGUUGCAUCCCAAACUCCAAACACAUCAUCUCUUUUAGAAACGAGGCAGCUAAAUCACUAAAAAAUAAUAAUUGUCACAUAAAACUAAACCUGCAUAAACUAAAGAUGUAUCCUUGAGCAGCUCAUCUUCACCUGGAGAUCAUUUCACUGUAUUCAUAACCACAAUCACGAAUGAUGAUGAAUAAAACACUUGGCUAUUUGUGGUUUUA